AUGCCACCCGGCGCGCCUGCGCUCCACAGAGGGUUGGCCCGACCUUCAGCUCUAGCCUCGCACCUGUCGAGACUCUCAUGCCGCCGCCGCCUAUUUCAGACCAACGCACCUGCUUCUCGUUCGACCAAAUCGCUUGCCGCUGGCCCUAUCGCCAAUAUCGACCAUGUUCGUCAAGAGUUAGAGAAUGCCCAUAAGGGCAGCCGAAAUCUGCCCUCAAGAAGUGCCUUCCUACCUGGACCCUCACACACUGAGCGGAAGAACUUUCUUGCCCGCUUGACCUCAUGGAUGCCCUUAUUCCAUCGGUUGCAGACUAGCCCAGAUGCCUUUUCCACCUUGCGUUACGAGGCCGAUGUGUGCAAUCGACUACCCCCGCCUUCUUCUGGAGAGACUCGCUUGGUCGAUCAACCCCAAUAUCUGCAAAACGUCAAUCUCUGGCUUGAAUUGCUUCGCUUUCGCCUACGCUUGGACGGUCAGCAGGGCGCUGUAGACGUUGUCCAAGCAAUUGUCCAGCGUCAAGUCAUCUUGCCUACACGUGGUCCUCUGGCCGACCAACUCUGGUCAACUCUCCUCUGGUCCGCCGUCCAGUACCCGAAGAUGCUUAAUCAUCUCUAUCCCUACCUCGUCGAAAGCCUUCCUCGCUCAGCCCUACUCGAUAUCGGUCUAUACACUCGUCUUGUGGGCCCUCUGUUGCGUCAUAAUCCCAUGUUUGCUGCAACCUGGCACAAGCGCCUGCAAGCCGAUGGUUUAAUCCCACUCGCAUUUGUCUCUGUUUUGGCCCAGUUUAUCACAGACGUCUGCAGCAGUAACCACAAGUCGAGGGCUGUUGAAGCGUUCAAGAAAAUUUAUACUUCAGCUAAAGUUGAACAUGCAUACGAUGAGUGCAUGCUACCCCUCUGUCGCUUGUUUGAUUUCUCUGAUGCCUUGGACAUGCACGCCUUUUUCAUACGGCACGACGAUCAUCCUUCGCCUUCCAUGCAAUCCAUGCCUGUGAUAGCGCACUUGACCGAGCAUAGUUGGCUUGCUAAGUCGAAUAUGAAACAGUCUGUCAGAUCUCGCUUCACCACUCAGAUCUUGGAGGCCCAGUACGGCUUCAAUCAUCUGAAGCCUGCUGAGCUCGACGUGCCACGCGCUGAAGCUACCAUGCUUUCCCUCACUCGUGAGAGUAUGAGCAAUAUAGUUGGUGAUGUUCAUAACAUCAGGGAGAAAGAACUGAACGAUGCUUUCUGCGCUCGUCUCUUUGCCACAACAGCAUUCUCCAUUGAUCUGAUAAUUACCGGUCUGCGCAUGCUUGGACUAAAAGCAGUGGGUAAUCUGGCUCUCAGAGAGAUAGCUGCACGCGCUCCUAGUCCGGCCGAAUAUAUGAUCACCAUCGACGCUGUCAAAAGUGCAGGCAUAUCUGUGGUCGAUUCGGUCUUCAGUCGUGCACUGCGAUCCUUUGCCAGUCGAUCGGACAAAUACCAGAGCUUCGAGUUUCUGAUCACAAGCGACCAGCAUCCCACAGCAUACGAAGAUCGUAUCCUGCAGAAGCAACUCUUCGCUUCCUUCUUAGCCUCCGGCGAUCACAGUCAGGCAAAUGCUGUUCUAGACAUACUUACGAUACAUCAACCUCAGCCUGAACAUUACCACGCAAACUUGAUUCUUCAGACGUACGCCAGUAGCGGACAGCGAGCAUCGACGAUGCAGAUCUUGCAUGAGAUGCGUCUGCAUCGGAUUCCAGUGUCAGAUGCAUCUUUGCGAAUCCUCCAGUGGACGUCACUAAGGCCUCGGCUUCGGUCCAAGAGACCCAUCUCGCAACGUCAUGACGAGUUCAAAGACGACUUAGACUUCACAACCAACGUGUUUUUGGAGACUAUGCGCACCGGCCAACCCUUCGACCCCACACGAUGGCAUGAGAUACUGAGGCGAUACGGAAUGGAGAACAGAUUGGAGCCUCUCGAGAGAUUGUCUAUGUGGUUGGCUCUAUGGUAUUCUGGUCGUAUCGAUACUGUUGACCAGGCUUUGGGUGAAAGUCUGCCCCAAGGUCAAGGCCCUGCUAAGGCACAUGCAACGACACCGAGCAAAGAUAACCAGCAUCCUCUGGCCGCCAUAUUCACACCACAUCUUCUGCGCGCUAUUGUCGCUUGGGGAUUCAAGAGCGAGGCGUCAUCAACAGAGUCCGCUACAUCUAUCAAGCUUGGCUCUUCGGCAGACUCAGACAACGGUAGCCAAAAUUUGGAGUCGGAACUGAGUCAAUUACCAAAAGACUGGACCAGAGGUCUGGCACUUGUUCACAAUCUUGACCGUCUUGGGGUCAAUAUUCGAGGCAAGGAUUUGCGCAGAGAAGUCAAGCUUCGACUUUGGAUUCUCUACGGACCAGGAAAAUCAACAUUCAUUUUCUUCCAGCGUCUUCACUGCGACAGUUCUUUCAUCGACUCGACCACUUCCCAUCACAGCUUCACUUUCAUUAUCCCUCGACUCCUCGACUGUGCGCUUUCUGUCAAUCUUGUGAACAUGCCUCCUUCCAGCACCUCACGCAAACGCACCCAUUACAGCUACCUUCAAUCACCAAUGAUCACUGUCUGCGUCGGCCCAGAGAAGAAGGAAUUCGGCGUUCACAAGGCAUUGAUAUGCAAAAGAUCGACUUUCUUCGACAAAGCACUCAAUGGACGUUCUGCUGAGGCGAAUACACGCAUCGUCCGCCUGGAGCAAGUACCAGUCCCUCUCUUCUCGAUCUUCGUCUCCUGGCUGUACUAUGGAGAAUUACCUAUGAUGCUUCUCCUGACAGCGACAGAGACAUCUGGGAUGACUUUGAUCAACUCCUGUGUCAGGGAUGGUGACAAAAAUACAGAACACGAAGGACAGCAAGAGCAAGACCAAAUCUCGGUAGACACUGCUACCGUUACUGCUGGAGGCUAUCCUGCAGUCGGCCGAGAAGAUGCCCCAGGUAACGAGCCUAAGCAGCAGGGUCUCAAGCACAAGAACAUCAAGCAAAAGUCCUCUAAGCACAAGAUUCCCAAGCGAAUCCACAGCCUCUAUGAGAAGUCCAAGCACCCUCUGUCAGCCGAUAAUACAAAGACAUGGCCCGUAGACAUCAUAGCUAAGCUGUACAUGCUUGGAGACUUCUUGGAUGCGAAGCGUUUCAAGAUAGAUGUUCUGGACGCCGUAUUGUACGGCGGCGAUUCCCUUGAUGAUGAUGAGCCACCAUACUGGAAUCUGCCAUCCAUACCAUCAAGACCCCUCAUCCGACUUGUCUACAAAAACACCCCUUCACAAUCUCCGCUCCGAGAUCUUAUCACCAACCAGAUGGUAUAUGGAUACGUGUGGAUAGAACGCAGCCAUCUUUAUGAAGAUCUUCCUUCGGAAUUUCUUGCAGCAGUUAUGGUUGGCUUGGGCCAUCAACUGUCAGAUGUUCUGGACCCUUCUGGCCAUCGAAGGGAAUUGUUCGACGAGGAAUUGUUCGACGAACAAUGA
Molecule: messenger RNA, 3450 nt
Organism: Aureobasidium musti
Lineage: Eukaryota; Fungi; Ascomycota; Dothideomycetes; Dothideales; Saccotheciaceae
Source: the annotation of a GenBank genome assembly